Molecule: messenger RNA, 1910 nt
Organism: Sinocyclocheilus grahami
Lineage: Eukaryota; Metazoa; Chordata; Actinopteri; Cypriniformes; Cyprinidae
Product: frizzled-9
Exons: 1
Coding region: 26-1771 (581 amino acids)
Biological process (GO): canonical Wnt signaling pathway; non-canonical Wnt signaling pathway
Cellular component (GO): membrane
Molecular function (GO): transmembrane signaling receptor activity; Wnt-protein binding
Source: RefSeq, a predicted model, not a curated record
UUAAGACUUUCUUGAGGUUAUCACAAUGGCCCAUUACAUAAAGAUCGUGAUUGUACUUUUCCAGCUUAUGAUUGCUGGAUCUACACUGGAGAUUGGAGCGUAUGAUUUGGAGCGCGGCCGUCCAUCAAAAUGUGAACCCAUCACCAUUCCCUUGUGCCAGGGAAUCGGCUACAACAUGACACGGAUGCCCAACUUCAUGAAUUAUGAAAGCCAAGAGGAAGCUAGCAUUAAACUGAACGAAUUUGCUCCUCUGGUGGAGUACGGAUGUGAUGUCCACUUGCGAUUUUUCCUGUGCUCUCUGUAUGUGCCAAUGUGCGCCGAUCAAGUGUCCACCACUAUCCCAGCAUGCCGUCCUAUGUGUGAACAGGCAAGACAGAGGUGUUCACCCAUAAUGGAACAAUUCAGUUUUAGAUGGCCGGACUCAUUGGAUUGCUCAAAGCUGCCAACCAACAACGACCCGAAUGCAUUGUGCAUCGAAGCUCCCGAAAAUGACACUCAACCUGAGACUAAGAAAGGUGAGGGAAUGCUGCCAGUACUUCCGAGGUCCAGGGAACCCACAGCAGGGAGCGGACAUACCUCAAGCGGCUUGCGGUCCUGUGAUAACCCGGAGAAGUUCCAGUACGUGGACAAGAGUGAGUCAUGCGCGCCUCGUUGCACUCCUACGGUGGAUGUCUACUGGUCUCGGCAAGAUAAGGACUUUGCAUUCAUUUGGAUGGUGGUGUGGUCAACGCUUUGCUAUGUUUCUACAGCAUUCACAGUUCUUACCUUCCUCCUCGACCCGCAGCGCUUCCAGUACCCCGAGCGUCCCAUCAUCUUCCUCUCCAUGUGUUACAAUGUCUACUCGGUGGCCUUCAUCAUCCGCUCGGUGGCUGGGGCUGAGAAUAUUGCUUGCGAUCGGGAAAACGGAGAGCUCUACAUUAUCCGGGAGGGUUUGGAGAGCACAGGGUGCACCAUAGUCUUCCUCAUCCUCUAUUACUUUGGCAUGGCCAGCUCCAUUUGGUGGGUCAUCCUCACCCUCACUUGGUUUCUUGCAGCGGGACGAAAAUGGGGCCACGAGGCUAUUGAGGCGCACAGUAGCUACUUCCAUAUGGCCGCCUGGGGUAUUCCUGCGGUGAAGACCAUAAUCAUCCUCACUAUGAGGAAGGUGGCUGGGGACGAGUUGACGGGAUUGUGUUAUGUGGGCAGCAUGGACAGUAAUGCUCUCACUGGAUUUGUCUUGAUCCCUCUAUCCUGUUAUCUCAUUGUUGGGACAUCUUUCAUCCUUACGGGGUUUGUUGCGCUCUUUCACAUCCGCAAAAUCAUGAAAACCGGUGGCACCAACACAGAAAAACUGGAGAAGCUCAUGGUUAAGAUUGGAGUCUUUUCCAUUCUCUACACGGUGCCUGCUACUAUUGUCAUCAUAUGCUAUUUCUAUGAAAGGCUCAAUAUGGAAUACUGGAAGUUCAAAGCUCUGGAAAACAAGUGCGUGUCCUUUCCUGGUCGCAGGAGCGAGGACUGCACCUUGGACUUGUCGGUUCCCACAGUGGCUGUGUUCAUGCUGAAAAUUUUCAUGUCAUUAGUGGUGGGCAUCACUAGCGGGGUUUGGGUAUGGAGCUCAAAGACACUUCAGACCUGGCAGGGGUUGUGCAACAGGAGAUUGGCCGUGCAAACGAACCGCAAGCCCUGCUCCAGUGUCAGCUGCAGCAGCUCCCACUGUCAUUACAAAGCACCGGCUGUGACACUUCACAUGAACAAAACGGACAUGUACACAGACAGUCCCACACAUGUUUGAGACUAAAGGCCUCUUCUCUGGAGCCAUGCACAGACUUUUGUGGCUCAUAUCAUGAUGAGAUGCUCAGGUUCGACUACAGAUCAUGGUAAAAGUCACAACAUUUGUCAGGGGUGGCUUUUACAAGCCUUUCCUUGACAUA